AAACCGGCGCAGUGGAAGACGAAAACUCUACAGCUUCUUCGAAAAUUCUUUUCGAUUUUCUCUUAUAUCUGCAACACAUUUUUAAGAUAACUUUUUUGUUUAAAUGGCAGACUUUUUAGAUUCUGAAGCGGAAGAAAGCGAGGAGGAAGAGGAACUUGAUCAAAAUGAGAAAAAGAAGUUGAAAAAAAUAAAGGCAGUCGAAGAAAGUGACGAAGAAGAUGAUGAUGAUGGAGAAGAAGUAGCAGACUUGAUUGAUGAUAAUCCAAUAGAAGAAGAGAGUGAUGUUGAGGACAGUGAUACUUCCGGUGGUACAAAAAAGAGAAAAAAGAGCGACGAUGAAGAUUUUGAUGAUCGACUGGAGGAAGAAGAUUAUGAUUUGAUAGAAGAAAAUUUAGGUGUCAAACUUGAAAGAAAACGCAGAUUUAAACGUCUAAGAAGAAUACAAGAUGAAGAAUCAGAAGAUGAACAGGAAAAGGAACCAGAAGAAGAACGAGAUGCUAUUGCUACUGAGCUAUUUGAAGGCUCUGGUGAUGAAAGGGAUAUUUUCGUGGAGGAAGAACGACGAAGUGAACGUAGUCAUAGACCAGAAGUGGAGACUCUUGAUGAAGAAGGAAGUGAAGGAGAUGAUGACAUGAAUGAUUUUAUUGUCGAUGAGGAUGGAAGAUCUUUAGCAGAAAAACGUAUGAAAAAGAAACCUAUAUUCUCAGAUGCUGCACUACAAGAAGCACAAGAUAUUUUUGGGGUAGAUUUUGAUUUUGAUGAGUUUGGUAAAUUUGGAGAAGAAGAUUAUGAAGAAGAAGAAGAAGAAGAAGAAGAAGAUGAAUAUUUGGAUGAUGAUGUUGAUGAAAGACCAAGAAGACCAAAGAAACAAUUUAAAAAGAAAAGCACAAGGAAAAGUAUUUUUGAAAUAUAUGAGCCAAGUGAGCUGAAGAGAGGUCAUUUUACAGACUUAGAUAAUGAGAUUCGCAAUACAGAUAUUCCUGAAAGAAUGCAACUUCGUUCUAUUCCUGUUACACUUGUAGUUGAAGGUUCUGAUGAAUUAGAUCUUGAGGCUGAAUGGAUAUAUAAACAAGCUUUUUGUCGACCUACCAUUUCCGUUCAAGAUGCUCAUUUAAAUGAAGAAGCCAAAGAAAGAGCCAAAAAAGGCCCACAAACUAUUGGAAAAAUUAAAAAAGCUUUAGAUUUUAUGCGCAAUCAACAUUUUGAAGUCCCUUUCAUUUCAUUUUAUAGAAAAGAAUAUGUGCUUCCAGAACUAAAUAUCAAUGAUUUAUGGAAAGUAUACAAAUUUGAUGCCAAAUGGUGUCAAUUGCGUCAACGAAAAGAAAAUUUAUUAAAAUUAUUUAAGAAAAUGAGAAAUUAUCAGUUAGAUGAAAUUAUGAAAAACCCUGAUGCUCCAUUACCUGAUAAUGUGAGAAUAAUAAAAGAUGAUGACAUUGAACGUCUUAAAAAUAUUCAGACAAGCGAAGAGUUAAAUGAUGUUUAUCAACAUUUUAUGCUUUAUUAUAGUCAUGAGAUACCAGCUAUGCAAGAAGUUGUACGCCAGAAAGAAAGAGAAACGCGUCGUGAAGCCAGAAUACAAAAAAGAAAACAACAAAUUGCUGAAGCAGAAGAGAAUGGUGAAAAUCCUCCAGAAGAAGACAUAGAAGUAGCAGAAGAAGAAGAAGAACCAGAUGAAACCUUAAAACAAGCAGUGAGGAGUGGACCUUAUUCCACAUGUAGAAAAGCAGGCUUAGAUCCACUUGCCAAAAAGUUUGGUCUUACUCCUGAACAUUUUGCAGAAAAUUUGCGUGAUAAUUAUCAACGUCACGAAGUGGAUCAAGAACCUACAGAACCUAUUACAGUUGCAAAUGAUUUUUGUAGUUCAAGAUUUAAAACUUCAGAUGAAGUUCUCAAAGCUGCGCAAUUAAUGGUUGCAAUGCAGUUGGCACGCGAGCCAUUAGUACGCAAAUGUGUCAGAGAAAUGUAUAUGGAAAGAGCAAAAGUAUCAAUAAGACCUACAAAGAAAGGUAUUAAAGAAAUAGAUGAGAAUCAUCCUAUAUACUCCAUGAAAUAUCUUAAAGACAAACCAGUGCGAGAUCUUGUAGGAGAUCAGUUUUUAAAAUUGAUUAUAGCUGAAACAGAUAAGCUUAUUAAUAUUUCGCUGAGUGACACAAUAGAAGGAAAUACAACAAGCAAUUAUGUUGAUGAAAUGAAGCAGCUUUAUUAUAGAGAUGAAUUCAGCAAAAAUGUUCAAGAUUGGAAUGCUUUAAGAGUUGGCAGUGUAGAAAUGGCACUCAAUCGUAUGGUAAUACCACAUUUGAAAAAGGAAUUGAGAACAAAUCUUGUUGCAGAAGCAAAAGAAUGUGUAAUGAGAGCAUGUUGUCGUAAAAUGUAUAAUUGGAUUAAAGUAGCUCCAUAUACUUGUGAAUUCCCUGAAGAAGAAGAUGAAGAAUGGGACACAAGUAAAGGUCUUCGAGUGAUGGGUUUAGCUUAUGUACCUGAUUAUUCUCAAGCUGCUUUUACAUGCAUAGUUUCUGCUGACGGUGAAUGUACAGAUUAUGUAAGAUUACCACAUUUGUUGAAAAGAAAAAAUAGUUUUAGAGAAGAUGAAAAAGUCAUGAAAGAAGCUGAUUUAAUUACACUUAAAAAUUUUAUUGCAACAAAAAAACCUCAUGUGGUUGUCAUAGGUGGUGAAUCAAGGGAAGCGUUAAUGAUAGUAUCUGAUAUAAAGGAAUGUAUUUCGAAUCUAAUGGAAGAUGAACAAUUUCCCAGUAUCCAAGUUGAGAUUUGUGAAAAUGAACUUGCUAAAAUUUAUUCCAAUAGUAACAAAGGUGUAUCUGAAUUUAGAGAUUAUCCAGAAUUGUUACGACAAGCUAUAUCUUUAGCGAGAAGAAUGCAGGAUCCUUUAGUAGAAUUUUCUCAAUUAUGUACUGCAGAUGAAGAAAUAUUAUGCCUCAAAUAUCAUUCAUUGCAAGAUCAGCUUCUUAAGGAAGAACUUCUAGAAAAUUUGUAUUUAGAAUUUGUGAAUAGGGUAAAUGAAGUUGGUGUUGAUGUUAAUAAAGCAGUACAACAAGCUUAUUCUGGAAAUCUAGUUCAGUUUAUAUGUGGCUUGGGCCCUAGAAAAGGGCAAGCAUUGAUUAAAAUAUUGAAACAAACUAAUCAAAGAUUGGAAAAUAGAACACAACUUGUAACAGCCUGUCAUAUGGGACCUAAAGUAUUUAUCAAUUGUGCUGGCUUUAUAAAAAUUGAUACAAAUAGUUUGGGGGAUAGUACAGAAGCGUACGUAGAAGUACUAGAUGGUUCAAGAGUGCAUCCUGAAACAUAUGAAUGGGCAAGAAAAAUGGCAGUAGAUGCUUUGGAAUAUGAUGAUGAGGAUGCAAAUCCGGCAGGUGCUCUAGAAGAAAUUCUAGAAUCACCAGAAAGAUUGAAAGAUUUAGACUUGGAUGCAUUUGCAGAAGAAUUAGAAAGGCAAGGUUUUGGCAAUAAAUGUGUUACAUUAUAUGACAUUAGGGCUGAAUUGAACUCUAGAUAUAAAGAUUUACGUUUAUUAUACCAAUCUCCAAGUCCAGAAAAAUUGUUUGAUAUAUUAACUAAAGAAACACCUGAAACAUUCUACAUAGGUAAAUUGGUAUUAGCAACAGUAGUUGGUAUAAGUCAUAGAAAACCACAAGGAGAACAAUUGGAUCAAGCAAAUCCAGUCAGAAAUGAUGAAACUGGUUUAUGGCAGUGUCCAUUCUGUCUUAAAAAUGAUUUUCCUGAGCUUUCAGAAGUAUGGAAUCAUUUUGAUGCAGGAGCUUGUCCAGGAAAGGCUACAGGUGUAAGAUUAAGAUUAGACAAUGGAAUAUCUGGCUAUAUUCAUAUUAAAAAUUUAUCUGAUAAACAUGUUGCUAAUCCUGAAGAAAGAGUAAGCAUAGGCCAAGUAAUUCACUGCCGUAUUAUCAAAAUCGAAGUAGAACGUUUUAGUGUGGAAUGUACGAGCAAAAGCAGCGAUCUCGCAGACAAAAAUCAUGAAUGGAGGCCACAGAGAGACAUUUAUUAUGAUACAGAGACGCACGAUAAAGAUGUAAAAAUAGAAGAGGAUGCUAAGAAAGUAAAGCAGCGGCAAACAUAUGUAAAGCGUGUUAUUAUACAUCCGUCUUUUCACAAUAUUAGUUUUGCGGAAUCGGAGAAGUUAAUGCAAAAUAUGAAACAAGGAGAAGGCAUAAUAAGACCAAGCAGUAAAGGUGCUGAUCACUUGACUGUGACGUGGAAAGUAACAGAUAAUAUUUAUCAACACAUUGAUGUAAGAGAAGAAGGCAAAGAAAACGCAUUUUCCUUGGGACAUAGUUUGUGGAUAGGCAAUGAAGAAUUUGAAGAUCUAGAUGAAAUAAUUGCUAGACACGUCAAUCCAAUGGCUGCAUAUGCUUCAGAAUUAUUAGAUUUUAAAUAUUACAAAACAAACGUCGAAGGUGUAAAAGAUAAAGCCGAAGAGAUAUUAAAAGAACAAAAGAAACAAAAUCCGGGUGGAAUUCCAUAUAUUAUAUCUGCAGCUAAAAAUUAUCCAGGAAAAUUCCUCCUUUCAUAUUUACCUAGAGUUCGAUGCCGUCAUGAAUACGUUAGCGUUUCACCAGAUGGUUUUAAAUUUAGAGGACAAAUGUUUAGUAGAGUAAAUGAUUUAUUCCGUUGGUUCAAAGAACAUUUUAGAGAUCCAAUACCUGGCCAAUCAACACCAGGCACUCCACAUGGUGCUUUAACUUCCAGAACACCGUAUCAUACUACACCUGGAGCAGUUACAGGAAUGAAUCAAGAUGCAAUACAAAGAGUGGCACAAAAUUUACCACAUCACAUGUUGCAUUCCCUAUCACAAGUAGCAAAUCAGACACCACAUCAUUACCCACCACAUACUCCAGGUGCAGCAAGUACCACAGCUUAUGGCGGAAUGCAUACGUAUCCAAAUACACCUUAUACUCCUUCCGGACAAACUCCAUUUAUGACACCAUACCAAACACCUCAUACUCCACACCAUGCACAACAGACACCAAAUCAUCAUCAGGGCCCAUUUUUACACCCAGUAUCAUCAUCGAUACCAUCUGUAACUCAGAGAUCAAUGCGAUCUCACAGACCUAUUCCAUCCAUGUCUACACCCUCAUCUGGGGAUACCAUGGAUUGGAGUAAAGCAGCAGAAGCAUGGGCUCGUUUGAAACAAUCCACUCCACGAGGAUCUGGUAGCACUCCAAGAUAUGAGGAAUCCAGAAAAACACCACGAAAUUAUGAAGAUUCCGCUGGAAGAACAACUCCAAGAAAUAGAACUCCGUCUAAUCGUACGCCAUCCUAUAAAUCGCCACGAGGCACACCAUUUACGAAUUCUAGUCCACGAAGUAUGUCUCUUAGUGGAGAUGGUACUCCUUUAUAUGACGAAAGUUAACCCAUGAAUAUAGUUAAGAUUAAAUUAAAAUAUGUAUUAACGAAUGAUUAAUAUGUUUAAUUGGUAUAGGCCAUACAUUUUUCAUGUAUUUUAUAUAAUGGCAAAUGGUAAUAUUGUACAUAUAUGUACAUAAAUAUAUAUACAUAUAAUAUAUAGGGUAAGAUUUUAAAUGGAAUACCUAAAUAUCUCGAAUGUAUUUUUGAAAAAAAAAUUUGAAACAUAAGUUGUUCGGUUUUGGGAAGUAUUAUUUAUUUUUAAUUCAGUGAAAGUUUUUGAAGUUAUUUCAAAAUUAACUUUAUUUUAAUUUGUUUAAAAUAUUUUUUCAUUUUUUUAUAGUCCACUUUCUAUGAUAUUUACCGGCAAAAUAAUUAGGACAAGUAGAAGAGAAUAAGUGGUUUUUUUUUUAGAAAAAUAUUUUAAUAAAAAAUUAAAAUAGAAGAUCUAAUUCUCUAAUUUACAAUACAGAUAAUAGAAUAUUCAAGAAAUAGUCAAAUUAACUCACGUUGAGGCGGUUCAGUCAUUUAAUUAUCUUACCUUUUCUCGACAAUUGACAAUCGCCAAUUGUCAUAUAUAUAUAUAUAUUAAUUAUAGAAAAAAAUUUGUAAAUGAGUGCAGCUUACAAUUUUAUUCGUAUUCAACCGCGCACACGAAUGAAUCAAAUUCUUCCGUCUCACUUUAUCGGUAACCCUUCCAUUCGCAAUAUAGUAGUAUAACAUGCAUAAAAUAGUCUAACAAGCAUAUACAUCGAUAUGACUAGGGUAAUUCAUUUUCACUAUUUUUAAGGAUUGGUUGAAAGCAUUACCAUUCUUCAACUGAAGGAAACCUAUAAAAAAAAUACAUCGACACAAUAGUCGCAUGGUAGUUUCUUGAUUGCGCUUGUAGUUCAUAUUAUAUAUUAUAGAACCAACUGAAUUUGGAUCUAUUAAGCCAAAAUCGAGCAAUGUUGUUAUUUCUCACCAUAGAUAUUUGACAACGCAGCAACAUAUUCGAUAAUCGAAUUAUAUUUUUGUCCAAUCUAAGAAAAAUUAAUAAUUAUAAAUUUAUAUUUUAUUGAUGAACAAAAAUAUAUAUUACCAUUAAGAUCGUUAAUAAAUUAAUGAAUAAAAUAGUCAUUUCUAAUUGUCUCUGCUUGAUAUUCGAAGUUCGAUAUAUCGAUAUUUAUCCAGCUAAUCAAUCAUCAAUUUAUCGAACAACAUCGUAUCAAAAUCGUCCUUCUUCUUAUACUUGCGUCUCAUUGGUUAGUCUAACUAACGGAAGUGUAACAGUAGUAAAGCUGAUCUGACUACGUAGCAUAAGGGGUCUUCAUAACUACUUACACGGACCGCCGCGGUCAUUCCAUGGGACGCUGACGAGAAAGCGUUAUAGCCGUUUAUUUGAAGACGGAAAUCAAUUCUCUCGUGUUAUUAUUUCUUUACGGCAUCAAAAUUCUACUAUCUUCUCAUAACAGUCAUCGUUUUUCGCAUAGUAAGUUUGGAUCUUAGGCAGCUCAGUGUGUGUUAGGUGUCAAGAACAGAUUCGUCAUCAGUGGACAUUUGUACAAUGACUUGGUGCAGUUAACUACUCCUUUUCUGCUUCUCCAUUUCAUUGUCCUUCGUCGAUGGGCCCUUUCCUGCUCGGUCAUCUUUGUUCUCAUCGACUUCUUAUCUUUCGUCGUACCUUUUAGCUGUGAGUGAAGAAAGAAGAAGUUUCUGAAGUUUCUGAAGUCGAAGGUAAUACUUCAAAGUAAUGUAAUAAAAUUAGUUCAUAAUUCUGGAGGGAAGUGUUGUGAUUUUACUAGAGGACUUGUUCCUCCGAUGUUCUUGAGAGUAUAAGAACAUAUUCGUUUAA
Messenger RNA from Vespa crabro (European hornet), 7210 nucleotides. Its product is annotated as transcription elongation factor SPT6-like. Gene Ontology annotation, molecular function: DNA binding; nucleosome binding; histone binding. Lineage: Eukaryota; Metazoa; Arthropoda; Insecta; Hymenoptera; Vespidae. The record is from RefSeq and is a predicted model, not a curated record. Gene Ontology annotation, biological process: mRNA transcription by RNA polymerase II; nucleosome organization; transcription elongation-coupled chromatin remodeling. Bases 104 to 5383 code for a protein of 1759 amino acids. Gene Ontology annotation, cellular component: transcription elongation factor complex. The transcript has 13 exons.